AUGGCUCCAGCGAUUCCCCCUCCGCUGCCACCAUCCGUCGAGGAGGCCUACCGCCGUAAAUGCAUCCAGCUGAAGCAGCGCACCAACGAGGUCGAAGAGGCCAACGAUGCCGCCCGGGUACGCCUCGCGCGCCUCAAGCGCCAGGUCGAAAAGCUGCGCCUAGAACGAGCCUUCCUGCUCGAGCAGCUGGCUAAGCGGACGAGCACCAACGUUGAAGACUCAGACGGUAGCCCGAGUCCUCCGCCGACACCCCAAGAAAAACCCCUCCGCCUCAAGCGCGGCCACCGCAAGACCACCUUCACCCCCAUCGACAUGUCGGCGACCCUCGGCCUAGCCGCCGGCAGCACCUCGUUUUUGAGCCAAAGCCUCCUCGGACAUUCGCCCAGCUCUGAUGCGCUAUCUAACCAACCAGGUGAUGCCAAGUCGAACGGCAUCUCCAAGACUGAAGCGGUUCCCGCGCCGCCUAAGAAGCCUGCUACCGCCUUCGAACUCUUCUGCGACGACACGCGUUCUUCUGUCCAAGAAAAGGCAAAGACAGAUGAGAGCAUCAACGUGGAUGAGGAGCUGGCUCGGCGAUGGGAGGAACUUCCCGACAAAGAGCGGGAUGAAUACCGUUCGCGCGCAGAUAAGUUACGCACGCAGUAUGAGAAAGAUAAGGAGGCAUGGGAGGCAGCUAUGCAGAGGAAAAAGAAGCAGGAGAAGGAAAAGGAUGAGAAAGAAAAGGAUGCUGGCGCGGCUGCGGCUAAGGAGAGCGGGAAUACCAGCAGCAGCGGGAGCAGUAAUCGGACUGAGUCUGAGCAACCCUCUGGUGCUGAGACAAAGAAGGGCGACGACGCGAACGGAUCUGCUUCCAGGACAGCACAACAGGAGGAUGUGGAAAUGAACGAUGAGACAGACGAUCAGGAGACGCAAGGAGAGAAGCCCGAGGAGUAG
This is a messenger RNA of Thermochaetoides thermophila DSM 1495, 933 nucleotides long. RefSeq lists its product as uncharacterized. Bases 1 to 933 code for a protein of 310 amino acids. The transcript is spliced from 3 exons. The record is from RefSeq and is a predicted model, not a curated record. Lineage: Eukaryota; Fungi; Ascomycota; Sordariomycetes; Sordariales; Chaetomiaceae.